AUGGGCGACCUGCCCUCUCGGCUAAAAUUCCUUGAGAAACACGGAACCAGCCUUUGGCAACAAGCGAUCGUACUCAAACUUCUAGACCUAAGAACCACACGAGAGACAUUUAUGCAGAUGGCAAAAAACCUUAUAGAAAGCUCAUAUCAGUGGCCUCCAUCCGCAGCUGCAAUUGGGGCCAUUUCACGAGAUGUCGACCUAGUCUUCCAAGUUGGCCAUAUCGUUUCCGUCGGCGACACUAGAUUCAAAGAAUGGCUGUACUCCUCCGCUGCGCUAGCUGGUGCUCGAGUCGCUGUUUUGAUCGCUGCUUCCCGAUCCGUGAAGAACGCCAAUGGAGCUCCGCCUGCCGGCACCCCGAUCCUUGAACAGGUAGAGUCUCUGGCUUUGCGGGAACGCGACCCGCGCGCUAUGAUUAUUCAUGCCACAGUAUUAGGUCGGCGGGAGAGAUACGGGGAGGCCAUUGCCCUCAUGGACCAGGUCAUGCAGACAAUCUACCCGACCAAAACUGCGCCAGCGGCUGAUUCGUCCCUACUGAUUGGGGACAUCGAGCCACCGUGGAAGGUGUAUGCGUGGCUGAAGGAGAAGAUAGGAAAUGUCACGGACCUGGACGACAUCCUGCGCACCGCAGCAUUGGAGUAUCAGGAUCCAGAGGCGUUGGUAAAGUAUGCUUUUGUCAUGAUGCAGCAGGGCGAUCUGGAGAAAUAUGAAGAGUAUAUGAGUAAAGCCGCAACUGCCGGGAACGCCAAGGCAUGUUGGAAACUAGCCAAUUUCUACUACCUAACAUCUCAAGGUCGGUACCCGCGUCGGGGAGUAAAGACGAGCGACUCAGCCGCGGAUGCUGAAAGGGCCAACAACGCCAGUGAAGGUCGGGGGAUACUUUCAGCGUUCUUCUCAAGUCUGUUUGGCGCCCAGCCUCACCACGAAUAUCGGGGCUUAGCAAUGGAGUGGUAUGAACUAGCUGCCCGGCACGGUAGCCCCGAAGCUGCUUUGGCCAUUUCGCUGCUUCUUCGUGAAGAAGGGAACACGGAACUUAGUGCCCAGUUCUUUCAGGUGGCGGUUGCUUCCCAGAAGCUUACUUCUUUGAUCCGACCAUUUAGACUAAAUUGGGAAAACGAGAAUUAUUCGCCUAAGAUGCCUACUGAGCUGAUGGAAGUUUGA
Molecule: messenger RNA, 1158 nt
Organism: Aspergillus tanneri
Lineage: Eukaryota; Fungi; Ascomycota; Eurotiomycetes; Eurotiales; Aspergillaceae
Exons: 2
Coding region: 1-1158 (385 amino acids)
Molecular function (GO): protein binding
Source: RefSeq, a predicted model, not a curated record